Messenger RNA from Sphenostylis stenocarpa, 438 nucleotides. NCBI's taxonomy places the organism in Eukaryota, Viridiplantae, Streptophyta, Magnoliopsida, Fabales, Fabaceae. The record is from the annotation of a GenBank genome assembly.
AUGAAGUUAAGGAAGCAGAAGAAGUUAAGGAGGAUGGAGAAGAAGUUAGGGAAGGAGAAAAGGGAAGGAGAAGAAGUUAAGGAUGGAGAAAUAGUUUGGGAUGGGGAAGAAGUGAAGGAAGGAGAAGAGGUUAAGGAAGAAGAAGAAGAAGAAGAAGUUUGGGAUGGAGAAGAAGUUAAGGAGGGAGAAAUGAUCAUGGAUGGAGAAGAAGUUAAGGAAGGAGAAGAAAUUAGGGAUGAUGAGGAAGGAAGUAAGGAUGGAGAAGAAGAAGUUAUGGAUGGAGAAGAUGUUAAGGAAGGAGAACAAACUAAGGAAGGAGAAGAAGUUAGGGAAAGAGAAGAAGUUUGGGAUGGAGAAGAAGUUAAGGAUGGAGAAGAAGUUUGGGAUGGAGGAGAAGAAUCGAAGUAUGGAGCAGAAAUUAAGGAAGAAGAAGUUUAG